AAAUGACAUGUUAUGACAGUCCGUUCUAGAGGUCAAAAUUUACAAUGAUAAUUUCAGCAAUAACGUAAAAUAAUAUGUCUAGACUUUUUGCCCACCUAUUUCGGAAACCCGCACUACAAAAAUGGAUGCACACAGUGGAAAAGAAAAAGAAAACAACGGGUAUCAUAGUUAUAGGUGAUGAAAUUCUUAAAGGCGAAGUUAUAGACACGAACUCCCAUUUUUUGGCAAAGGGAUUACAUAAACUGGGGCUGAACCUCAACAAGAUUUCAGUUAUAGGUGAUAAUGUAGAGGAUGUGUGUAAAGAAGUAAAAAAAUUCUCAGAGCAUUAUGACUAUGUCAUAACUUCUGGUGGUAUAGGUUGUACACAUGAUGACAUAACAUUUGAAGCUGUGGGUAAGGCAUUUGAUAGCCCCCUGGUUGUGCAUCCAGAAUUACAACAGAUAUGUAGCAAAUUUUUCAACACCACAGAUCCUAAACACCCUGGAAUGAAACUGGCUAAAGUGCCAAGUGACGCAAAAUUGAACUAUAGUCAAAGCGAAAUGAAAGUCAAAUAUCCUAUAAUAUCUGUCCACAAUGUUUAUAUUUUCCCAGGCAUACCACAGUUUCUUGAGCAUGCAUUCACUGCAGCUGGGGAUCAGCUUUUCAAAAGUGAUAAUAAAUUUUAUACUAUGUAUGUAUUUUGCAAUACAACAGAAGAUAAACUAACUCAAGCUUUAAAUUCUGUGGUUAAAAUGUAUCCAAAGGUUCAAUUUGGGUCAUAUCCAUCUAUAAAUAAUAGCAUUUACAAAGUUAAGAUCACAGUGGAAUCUAAUCAGGCAAAUUUGACGAAGGAAGCCCACGACAAACUAAUUUUGGCAAUACCUCAAAAUUUUAUUGUAAAGAAACUUGUUUAAAUAAAUUUUAAUUUCUG
Molecule: messenger RNA, 910 nt
Organism: Aethina tumida (small hive beetle)
Lineage: Eukaryota; Metazoa; Arthropoda; Insecta; Coleoptera; Nitidulidae
Product: FAD synthase
Exons: 6
Coding region: 75-893 (272 amino acids)
Source: RefSeq, a predicted model, not a curated record